ACUCAAUAUUCGCAAACACCAGUUUAGUGCGCGAAGUGGAAUAUGUCGCGCUCAUUAGAUGUGCAUACGUUACAUGACGGGAAUAUUUCGGUAUUUUUGUGGGUACCAUCGGAUACAAUAAACUCCAAAGAUCCGGACAAAACUGAUUAUUCAUGCUGUCUGAUGAUCACUGAAGGCCUUACGCAAGGAUUGUAAUAGCAAUGGCCAGUGAUAAAAUCAAAGUUGCUAUUCGAGUUCGGCCGUUUAACAGGCGAGAAAUUGAAUUGGGGACAAAAUGUGUUGUGGAAGUGGACCAACAGCAAACCAUUUUGCACAAUCCCAGUUCAAGAAACAGCGGAAAGCAACCUAAGAGUUUUGCAUUUGAUCAGUGUUUUUGGUCUUUCAAUGAAAAUCAUCAUCACUAUGCAAGCCAAGCAACAGUUUUCAACAGCCUUGGAGCAGAUAUUUUGGACAACGCUUUUCAAGGCUACAACGCCUGCAUCCUGGCUUAUGGACAGACUGGAUCCGGUAAAUCCUUUACCAUGAUGGGUUCUGAAGACAAUAAAGGCCUCAUUCCAAGACUCUGUGAUGCUCUUUUCGAACGCAUAUUUGCAUCAGGGAAGGAAUCGGACUACAAAGUUGAAGUCUCCUAUAUGGAGAUUUACAAUGAAAAAGUUCACGAUUUACUCGACCCCAAAGGUUGCAAACAGACGUUGAAAGUUCGAGAACAUAAUAUUUUAGGUCCAUAUGUAGAUGGCUUGUCAACAUUAGCUGUUUCUUCCUAUGAGGAAAUUAAUAAUCUUAUGACAGAAGGUAAUAAAUCUCGGACAGUAGCAGCUACAAAUAUGAACAGUGAGUCUAGCAGGUCUCAUGCCGUUUUUACUAUCACCCUGACGUGCAGUGUAUCUGAUGAAUACAGUGGGGUGACUGGUGAAAAAGUAUCCAAAAUGAGUUUAGUUGAUUUAGCUGGAAGUGAAAGAGCUAUUAAAACGGGGGCUGUAGGAGAAAGGCUGAAGGAAGGCUCCAAUAUUAAUAAGUCUCUAACAACAUUAGGUUUAGUAAUUUCAAAAUUAGCUGAUCAAUCAUGUGGCAAAACAAAAGACAAAUUUGUUGCAUACAGGGAUUCAGUAUUAACAUGGCUCUUAAAAGACAAUCUUGGUGGCAAUAGCCGAACAGUCAUGGUAGCAACAAUUAGUCCUGCUGCUGACAAUUAUGACGAAACUUUGUCUACUUUAAGGUAUGCAGACAGGGCGAAAAGAAUUGUUAAUCAUGCAGUUGUUAAUGAAGAUCCAAAUGCUAGGAUUAUUAGAGAACUCAGGGAAGAAGUUGAAAUGCUCAAGGAACAACUCAAAGGGACGACUCAAGAGGAUCUUCAAGAUCGACUUAGAGAGUCUGAAAAACUCAUGCAGGAAAUUUCUCAAACAUGGGAGGAAAAACUCAGGAAAACCGAAAAAAUUCAUCAGGAGCGUCAGCAGGCUCUGGAGCAAAUGGGUAUAUCAGUGCAAGCAUCUGGUAUCAAAGUUGAGCAAGACAAAUAUUACCUAGUGAAUCUUAAUGCUGAUCCUUCUCUCAAUGAAUUACUAGUCUAUUAUUUAAAGGAAAAAACAGUUGUCGGUUAUCCCGGUAGUUCCUCUGAUUUGGACAUCCAGCUAAGUGGUCUUGGAAUUAUGCCAAAGCAUUGUACAAUUCUUAUUGAAAAUUCAGAAUUGAUUUUGAUACCUGUGGAAGGAGCCAGGACCUGUGUUAAUGGUUCUGUUGUGACUUCAAAAAUACAACUACACCAUGGUGAUAGAAUUUUGUGGGGAAACAAUCAUUUCUUUAGAGUCAACUGUCCUAAAACAAGUAAUUGCAAUAGUCCUGAUAUACCAGAACGUCCUCUUGAUUAUGAUUUUGCAAGAGAAGAACUUAUGAUGAAUGAACUUUGCAAUGAUCCAAUUCAAAAUGCCAUGGCUGCCCUUGAAAAGCAGCAUGAAGAAGACAAGCAAAUUGCAUUGGACAAGCAACGGCAGAUGUAUGAAAGGCAGCUACAGAUACUUAGGAAUCAAAUGUCUCCAGGUACUCCAUACAGUCCGUAUCCUCCAUUUGAUCUAUUAGGCUUAGGAAAAUUCACUCCUGCUGGUACUCCUACUAGUAAUGUUCAGUCACGCAUGGAAAGAUGGGCUCAAGACAGAGAUGAGUUGUUUAAGAAAAGUUUAGCUAAACUGCGAGAAGAUAUUGUAAGGGCCAAUGGUCUUGUACGAGAAGCUAAUUUUUUGGCUGAAGAAAUGGGCAAGGAAACGGAGUUCAAAGUCACACUUCAGAUCCCUGCUGCAAAUCUCAGCCCCAAUCGAAAAAAAGGUGCUUUCGUGAGUGAACCUGCGGUCCUUGUCAAACGUCGCAACAAAAAUGGCCAAGUUUGGUCUAUGGAAAAGUUAGAAAAUAAAUUAAUAGAUAUGCGUGAAAUGUACCAGGAGAGGAAAGAGAAAGGUCUAAAUAUGAAGGAGGGACUUCCACCAAAAGCAAUGGAUCCAUUUUAUGAAUCCCAAGAAAAUCAUAACUUAAUUGGUGUUGCAAACGUGUUCUUGGAUUUUCUGUUUCAUGAUGUGAAACUAGAUUAUCAAGUUCCUAUCAUUAGUCAACAGGGAGAGGUUGCUGGUAGACUUCAUGUUGAGAUCUGUAAGCUGGAAGGAAGCUUUUUGGAUACUUUGGACAAUUCUGAGUCAGAAGUUGAGAGAAAUUCAGAAAGCAAAGACAGUUCUCAUGAAACAAGUGAAACUAAUUUAGGAAGGCAAAUUGCAGUUCAGCUUUCUAUUAAAUCUGCAACUGGUUUGCCUCCCUCUUUGUCAAAUUUUGUAUUUUGCCAAUACGUUUUUUGGGGUCAUCCAGAUGCCGUUGUAGUUCCGCCCAUUGUGAAUCCUGAAUAUCCUGCAUCAAGGAAAGGAAAGGAUUGCAUGACUUUUAAAUUUGAACAUGUUCAGGAAUUUAUCAUCAAUGUGACUGAAGAAUUUGUUGAGCACUGUUCAGAAGGAGCUUUGUCAAUAGAAGUGUGGGGCCAUCGGAGUGCUGGAUUCAGCAGUUCAAAACCUGGAUGGGAUGUUGACGUCCAAUUGAUGCGAUCUCGAUCCCUUGCCGAUCGAUGGUCAGAAUUGAUAAGAAAAAUUGAAUUGUGGGUUGAAAUUCAAGAGCUGAAUGAUAUGGGCGAGUAUGCUGCUGUUGAGGUGAUACCUAGGCCAGAUAUUGCAACUGGUGGUGUUUAUCAACUGCGGCAGGGGCAGCAACGUAGAGUUGUUGUGAGAGUGAAACCUGUACACAAUUCUGGUACACUGCCAAUAAUCUGUGAAGCUAUCACGAGUGUUUCUAUUGGAGGAAUUUGUUCUCGUUCGAAACUACAAAAACCUUUAGACUCAUAUCAAGAAGAAGAUUUAACACUUCUAAGAGAAAAAUGGUCUGAAGCUUUGAUGAAAAGAAGGGAAUACUUAGAUAGCCAAAUACAGAAGAUUAUCAACAAAAAAGAUAAAAGUGAUCAAGAUGUUGAAAGGGAACAGAGCUUAAUAGAUCAGUGGGUGUGUUUAACUGAGGAGAGGAAUACUGUGUUGGUUCCAGCUCCUCAAUCUGGUAUUCCAGGAGCACCUGCUGACUGGGAUCCACCAAUGGGGAUGGAGAAGCAUAUUCCUGUUAUUUUUCUUGAUCUAAAUGCUGAUGACAUGAGUGUGCCAGUCAAAGGUGAUGCGGAAAUCCGUAUUGCCGGAGCCAAUUCCAUCCUUCCAAAAGAACAUGGCAGCCAAUCAUUCAACCUUCCAAUUGUUAAAUAUUGUGAGAAAGAAGUAUGUGCAACGGCAGCUUGGGAUUCCUCCAUCCACGAUUCAAUUCAUCUAAACCGAGCCACUUCCCCCAACGACCGCAUCUACCUGAUAUUAAAAGCAUCUGUCCGUCUAAGUCAUCCUGCCACAAUGGAUGUAAUGCUGCGAAAGCGCCUUGCCAUCAAUGUUUAUAAGAAACAGUCCAUAGCCGACAAGAUAAAGAAAAAGAUUGUUCGCCAAUGUCUGUGGGGGCACCUGUAUAUUCAGGGUCAAACUGAAAACUACCUAGAUUCUCUUUUGCUUACUGGUGUAACAUAUGAAGUUGUCUCAAAUAUACCAAAGGCUUCUGAAGAUCCAGAAAACCGUGAGAUGCUUGCUCUCAUGGCUGCUUCUGGCGAAGAUGCUCACACAAAUGAUGGAGAGAGUUAUAUUGAAAAGUAUACUCGAGGUGUGUCGGCCGUGGAAAGCAUUUUAAUGUUAGAUAGGCUACGACAGGAGGUAGCUGUAAAAGAACUCCUGGCUGCUCAAGGGAAACCCCUUAGGAAAACUGCUAGUGUGCCAAAUAUUGCUCAUGUUCUGAGGAUUGAACAGCGGCUGGACACCACUUUCCCUCAAAGAAUGGAUCCCAGCUCUAGAGCCGACUCUGCCUGUGAAUUAAGUAUGCAAUCUCCUAAUGAUGCAUCCAGCCCACUGACAAGUACCCCGUUUGGAAAGGAAAAGCCUUCGAUAAGCAAUGGGGAAUCCCCUGUUGCUUCAGCAUAUGGUCUAAACUCUCCUUUAAAUGGUCUCACACCCCAGUCUACUAAAUUAGUGAAGCCCAUGUCAACUGUUGUGGAAGAACACAGCCUUCAGAGUGUGCCAGAAUGUGGGCUGGAUGAUUCUUCAGAAUUUUGUGAUCAUUUAAGGGAUGAAACUUGUGUGCAAAAUUUGGCUGCAAAAUUUGAUAAUUGUGAAGAAGAAUUUCACGACUUUCAAUCACAUCAAACAGAAGAAAUUUCUAGGACAAACACCGAAACUGCAGACAUAAUAGAAAAAAGAAGGACCUUAGAGACUCCUGACAGCAUUGGAGACAUACAACCUAAAGUGGGUACACCAAGUAUGAUUUCCAGUGGGUAUGGAUCUCAAGCCCUCUCUACAACUCCAGCAUCCAGUGAAGAUUCUAUUUCUAUACACAGUGUGACAGAAGAUUUCAGAGAUUCUGAUUUUAUUCAUGAGAUUACAGUUGCCAAUGAUGACCACCAGACUCAGUAUGAGCAAACAAAUCCAGAAUUUAUAGAAGAUUAUCACAACAAUAACAGCAAUAACAUUACCAGUGAGGGAGACACACUGUGUCUGGAACCUGAACUUUUAGAUCCACAUGUAGAUACAAACGCAGAAACACACUCCCAAGGAUCUUCAGAUGGGGAACUUUGCCGUGAGUCAGCUGUGGAGAUGAAAUUCCCAUCUUGGCUGACUGUUGGUGAAAGCGUUAUGAUUUCUCCCUACAAUAAGACCGGAGUUGUUGCUUAUCUGGGUCCAACACAUUUUGCAUCUGGGCCAUGGGCCGGAGUGGAACUGGAUACUCCCACUGGUAAAAAUGAUGGAACUGUUAAUGGCACUCGUUACUUUGAAUGCAAACCUCGUUUUGGUAUUUUUGUGCGACCAGAUAAACUUGUUGUCGACAGAAGGGGCAGAGAUAUGAGAGCAGCUCGGAGUACUUCAGCUUCAUCUAACAACCUAUCUAAGAGGAGCAAAGAAGACAUUUCUGUCCACAAGAGUCACAGCAGAUCGGACAAUCACUCUCUCGGUGGAGGACAGUGGAAUUCUUCCAAGGCCCGCAGCCGCAGCAGGGACGGGAAAAUGCGCGGCAGUUCCGCCAGAGGGAAGAAAUGAAACCGUACCUUUUAACUUACGUGAAAUGCACCAAUUGGCAGUGAUCGUCAACGAGGAAGAUCACAAGAGUUUGUCCUCAUACUAUGCAUAUGGAGUCAUAGUAUGCAUUUGCAGAGGAAUUUUCUCGAGAAAGACUGUGUGAGAACAGACUUUUCAACACCUGGUUCUCUCCUGAGAGGGAAAAAUUUACAGCUAGAGAAAAUUGUUGGUUUCUGUAACUCAAGUUUCCAAGUAGUGUAUAGUUAAAAGGCUUCCUACCAUGGUUUUUGAAAAUAUACGAUGUUUAAUGAAUUUUCACUGCAGUCAGAGAUUUGCAUCUAAUAUCCUUCAUUACUUUUUUUUCUUAAAUGCCGUCCUUUUGUCUUUCUAGCAUAUUUUAAGUCCUUAAAUGAUUUUAUUUAUAAAAUGACUGCAGAAAAGUGCAUUACUAUUUUGUUUUUAAUUUUUUUGUUAUAUUUAUUGGCCAGUAUUAAGUGACAUAAUUCUCCAGUGAAAAGAAUUCAUUCGGUUGGUAAUUCAACCCAAAUUUUUAAGUCUAUUUGUCUUAGUUUUAACGUUUAAAAAUAUUUUAACUCAAAAUGUUGAAGGAAGAAAACUUAUAAAAAUAUUUUAAUCUAUUAUACAUUGGGGAAACUUUUUAUCAAUAUUAACAGAUUGAUAAAGGGCCUAAGUUUCCAGAAAGCAAUUUGAAUUUUUAAUAAAGGAAAAGUGAUGAAUUUGUUCGGUGUUCCUAAAAAUAGGUAUAUUUUAAAAUAUUUUUUGCAUUUUGAAUUCAUCAUGUACUAACGAAAUUAUCGAAAGAAUUUUAACCAAACUUUAAGAUGAGGAGUUUACUUUUGAUUAGCUAAGUCAAAUCAUGCAGUCUUAUAAUAUUAAAAUCACAUUUCCCCCACAACACCUGCUGAUAAUCUUUCCAGAUUUAAUAUACAUACGUAUUUAUCUAUACACAUAUACAUAUGUAUGUGCACUAUCUUGAGCCAUACUUAUAUUUGACACCUAUGUUGUAAAUGCGCAUAUGUGUAUUAUUAAUCCAAGCUUUUAAUGGCUAAACUUAAUAUAUAAUAAUCCUGCCUAAACUUCUCCAAAUAGUUUUAGACAUGUACUAGAGGGUAUUCUGAGAAAAGAGCCUUUUAAUACAGUAUAUAUCUAUACAAGCUAUAAAAUUUUAAAAAUAUUUAUCUUAGCAGCUUACUGUUAAGAGUACUUUUUGCCGACAUUUGUACAUAUUAUUUUCAUCUGUGUACACAAGAUUCUGGGUUCUGUAAAUACCAAAUGUCAGCACUUGAAUUAUUAAAAACACAAUAACCCAAAGAAAUUAUUCUGUGAAUAUUUUUAUGCCAUUUUUUACUUUACUGCCAGUAUUUAAGCAUUCCACCUAAAAGAAAGUAACAAAGUUGAAAUACUUUCUUUAACUCAUCCGAAAAGAUACAUCUAAAAGUUUAUUCUAUGCUAUCCUAAAGAAAAUUUACAAAGGUUUUCUUUUAUCAUAUAUAUGUUUGAAUGCAUUGACUAAUCAGCUUGCAAAAAAAAAAAAAAAAGCUUAAAAGCACAUGUUUACAAAACAUUGGUCAUUAAUCAAAAAUUUCAUGCGUAGUGAACAUAAAAUGACUUUGAAAUUUAUAUUUCUUAUACCAUUGGUACAGGAGGCUGAAUAUGGUUGUGUUUUUGCAUUUUAUUAAACAAAAUGAACUGAAAGUCAUGUUGUUUCAAAAAUUUGUAUAAAAAAGUAUUAAAAAAAUUCUAGACAUUUUCUGUGAUAUUUUUAUAAUUUAGGUUGAAUAAAUUUAUCAUUUAUUAUAACAGAUUUUUUGAUUUUAUAAGUUAUAUGAACUGGUGUUAUUGUUUAAAUAUUGUAAGUAUAAGUUCCCUGUUAUUGGAAGCUUGACAAUUGUAGUUAUGAAAUGUUUUAGUUUGUAUAUCUGAGCAGUUAAAAUAUUAUAGGGUGUCACUGUUUUUAGGUACCAAAAACAAAUUUUAGAUUUAUGUUGUUAAGCUGUCCAUGUAUCUGGCCAUGUUAUUUUACCAAAUAACAUUGGAUCAGAAAUUUGUAUAUUGUGUUCUUCCAAAGAAUAAAAUUUUUAAGACGAUAA
Molecule: messenger RNA, 7720 nt
Organism: Uloborus diversus
Lineage: Eukaryota; Metazoa; Arthropoda; Arachnida; Araneae; Uloboridae
Gene: Khc-73
Product: kinesin-like protein KIF13A
Exons: 41
Coding region: 201-5630 (1809 amino acids)
Biological process (GO): cytoskeleton-dependent intracellular transport; microtubule-based movement
Cellular component (GO): microtubule; kinesin complex
Molecular function (GO): ATP binding; ATP hydrolysis activity; microtubule binding
Source: RefSeq, a predicted model, not a curated record